Molecule: messenger RNA, 2154 nt
Organism: Anopheles maculipalpis
Lineage: Eukaryota; Metazoa; Arthropoda; Insecta; Diptera; Culicidae
Product: ATP-binding cassette sub-family G member 1-like
Exons: 7
Coding region: 1-2112 (703 amino acids)
Cellular component (GO): plasma membrane
Molecular function (GO): ABC-type transporter activity; ATP hydrolysis activity; ATP binding
Source: RefSeq, a predicted model, not a curated record
AUGGCGGAAGUGAACGAUCUUGCCGGUCUUGGCACCAGUAGCGGUCUGACUAACAAUUUGCUCGACGAUAACAAUAGGAAAAAUGGCUCGGUACGGGUGCAGAUCGUACCGUCCCAGCCGAAGACGCUCUCCAAUCUGCCAACGCGGCCACCCGUCGAUCUGGCCUUCCACAAUCUUACGUACCGGGUCAAGGAAGGACGUCGCAACAAUGUGAAGACAAUCCUGAAAGAGGUCAGCGGCAAGCUGCGCUCGGGAGAACUGACCGCCAUUAUGGGCCCGUCCGGUGCGGGCAAGAGUACGCUGCUGAACAUCCUUUCCGGUUACAAAACGACAAACAUUGAUGGUUCGAUAACGAUGAAUGGAAAGGAACGCAACCUGAGCCAGUUCCGCAAACUUUCCGCCUACAUUAUGCAGGAUAAUCAGCUGCACGCUAACUUGACUGUCGAGGAAUCGAUGUACGUAGCCGCUAGCCUGAAGCUUAGCCAGAAGGUGGACAAGAGUGAGAAGCAGGAUGUGAUUAAGAAAAUUCUGGACACUCUCGGUCUGGAGGAACACCGUCCAACGUUGACGCGGAACCUAUCCGGUGGUCAACAGAAGCGUUUGUCAAUUGCACUGGAGUUGGUGAACAAUCCACCGGUAAUGUUCUUCGACGAACCAACAUCGGGAUUGGACAGCUCGACUUGUUUCCAGUGUGUAAGCUUGCUCAAAUUCUUGGCCCGUGGUGGACGUACGAUCAUCUGCACCAUCCAUCAACCGUCGGCCCGUCUGUUCGAGAUGUUCGAUCAGCUGUACACACUCGCCGAUGGCCAGUGUGUGUAUCAGGGUAGUACGCGACAGCUGGUUCCGUUCCUGGGUACGCUCGAUCUCGAUUGCCCAUCGUAUCACAACCCGGCCAGUUACGUUAUUGAGGUAUCGUGCGGUGAGCAUGGUGAUCAUACGCGCAAGCUUGUCAAUGCGAUCGAGAACGGCAAGAAGGAUAUCCGCAGCGAGCUUGACUUCCCGGCACAGAAGAACAAGAAGAAUGAAAAUGCAGCAAACGGAAAUGCCAACUUGAAGGUGAACUAUGAGCGCAUGAACGGUGGUGCGAACAAGUACGCGGACAAUCUGAACCUCGGUGGAAACGGUUUGCUGCCAACGUCGAUGGUGAAUGAUAUUGCAAAGGAGACGGAAACGAUCAAAAUCGCUGUUGAACCGGACCGCGAGCCUGAGGUUAAUAGUGCGCUGCUACCGGUUGAGGGUGAGGCUGAAAAUGACCACACGCCCGAACGUUACCCAACGUCGGAAUUCCACCAGUUUUGGGUUGUGUUGAAACGAACGCUGCUUUUCAGUAGACGUGAUUGGACUCUCAUGUACUUGCGUUUGUUUGCUCACAUCCUGGUUGGAUUCCUGAUUGGCACACUGUACUACGACAUCGGUAACGAUGGCGCUAAGGUGCUCAGUAAUUUGGGCUUCCUGUUCUUCAACAUGCUGUUCCUGAUGUACACGUCCAUGACAAUUACGAUUCUUUCUUUCCCUCUCGAGAUGCCGGUACUGUUAAAGGAAAACUUUAAUAGAUGGUAUUCGUUACGAUCGUACUAUCUUGCUAUAACAGUCUCGGAUAUACCAUUCCAGACAAUCUUCUGCGUGAUUUACGUCUCGAUCGUCUAUUACUUCACGUCACAACCACUUGAAUGGUUCCGGUUCGCAAUGUUCCUUAGCUCCUGUCUGCUCAUUUCAUUCGUCGCACAAAGUGUCGGUCUGGUUGUCGGUGCUGCAAUGAACGUCCAGAACGGUGUGUUCUUGGCCCCAGUCAUGUCCGUACCAUUCCUGCUGUUCUCCGGCUUCUUCGUAUCCUUCGACGCCAUUCCAAUUUAUCUACGGUGGAUCACGUAUCUAUCCUACAUUCGCUACGGUUUCGAGGGAACCGCACUGGCCACCUACUCAUACGGUCGCGAAAAGCUCAAGUGUCACCAGGUGUACUGUCAUUUCAAGUCGCCCACGACCACGCUGGAGGAGCUGGACAUGUUGGACGCCAACUUCACACUUGACAUUGUUGCGCUGAUCGUUAUUUUCAUUGUGUUGCGAGUUGCUGCCUUCCUGUUCCUGCGCUGGAAGUUGAAGACCACCAGAUAAAUCACGCAUGUGACACGGGUGGCGUAAUAAGUGAUGCUUUUU